Tripterygium wilfordii is the source of this 2036-nucleotide messenger RNA. Its product is annotated as thaumatin-like protein 1b. NCBI's taxonomy places the organism in Eukaryota, Viridiplantae, Streptophyta, Magnoliopsida, Celastrales, Celastraceae. The coding region runs from base 187 to 960 and encodes 257 amino acids. Gene Ontology annotation, cellular component: extracellular region. Gene Ontology annotation, biological process: defense response. The transcript is spliced from 3 exons. The record is from RefSeq and is a predicted model, not a curated record.
UACCGAGGAGUCAACUGCCAAAAGCCGGGAAAAUCCAAACGGAAAGGAGUAAACGGCAAUGAACAGAAAAAUGAAAAGACAUCCAAACACGGCCUUCUCCUUUCGCAAGAAAAGUAAAGUUCUUGGUAUCGCACUCAAAUCGCAUCACUUUCUUGAAUUCAUGAAUCUUCAUUGUUCUUCUCCACAAUGGAUCGUCGUCGUCUCCUCAGCGUCAUCGUUUUGACUCUCCUCUCCAUCUCUCACUUCUCAGAAGUACAGUCGGCGACCUUCAAGAUCGUCAACAAGUGCCGGAACACGAUAUGGCCCGGUUUACUUUCCGGCGCCAACACCGCGCAGCUCUCCACCACUGGUUUUGCUCUAGAAGCUGGUAAGUCCAAGACCAUACCCAUACCCAGAGCAUGGUCGGGCAGGAUAUGGGCCCGGACCCACUGUUCUCGAGACUCCGCUGGAAAAUUCGUCUGCGCGACUGCUGAUUGUGGGUCCGGAAAUCUAGCAUGCGGCGGAAGCGGAGCCAAGCCGCCUGCCACGCUGGCUGAGUUCACUCUCAACGGUGCCGGAGGACUCGAUUUCUACGACGUUUCUUUAGUGGAUGGAUAUAACCUCCCGGUGCUUGUGGUCCCCAAGAAGAUUACGAAAGGUCUUUGCGGCGCUACAGGAUGUCUCAUCGACCUUAACGGUGCCUGCCCGGCUGAAUUAAGGGUGGCGCGUGAGAAUGGGAGUGCGAGUGUGGCCUGCAGAAGCGCGUGUGAGGCCUUUGGGGAUCCGAGCUAUUGCUGUAGCGGCGCUUACUCAACUCCUGACACGUGUCCGCCUUCUCCAUACUCAUUGUUCUUCAAGAACGCGUGCCCACGCGCGUAUAGCUACGCGUAUGAUGACAAGACUAGCACGUACACCUGCGCUUCCGCCAACUACGUUAUCAUCUUCUGCCCUCCACCAUAUACCAGGCAUGUGAAUGACUGAGUUAUACCCGAUUACUCUUUGGAUUCCGGGUGUAUUAUUAACUAGCGUCACAGGCCAUUGGGUUUCUUCUGGCAGCAGACUUAUGGAACAGUGCACCCAUGAUACCUCGACUUGGGUAUGGGUAUCGGAUAUGUAUCAGUGUCAAGUGUCAGACUCUUCAAUUUGAAAAUUGAUGGGUACAUGGACACUGUCCAAAAACUAGGAUAUUGGUAUGUGGACUUCGUCCAAAACUAGGAUACGGGUGUGUGGGUACGUUAUCUUAAUACGUGUUAGGAUUUACCUUGAGAGUUCAAUCAACAUGGUAUCAGCUUAGGAUGCAAGAGCGUCUGGAGUUUUUAGUCAAAUGAUAAUAUUCUUUUGUGUAAUCUGUUUAUGAAUACCAUUGUAGUUAGCUGCGAGAGAGGAUGGCAAGUCAUACUCUUUUGAAGGUUUUUCUCUUAUUCUUGAGGCACGCGUGCGAAUUUGAGUAGAUGUGCAGUUUUCUGUCUUUUAUGAAGCCCAAAACCUUUGUUUGUCCCUGUGGUCCUCCAGCCUGACCUAUAAAAUGUGUUGAAUUUUUUCUCUUUUAUAUAUUAUUAAGCAUUUGUAUCAAUUCUCAUACUACAUCUUUAAAGGAUUCAACCAGGGAAAGAAUCGACAAGAUAACUUGGAUAAUUGAUAGAUGUUGGUAUGCAAGUGGGCAGAGAAGACAUUCACUUGCCUUUUUACGCCACAGACGGGCAAAGAUUUUUAGAAAUCUUGUGAUAAGAAUCAUGGUGAACUCUUGGGAAGAAACAUUAGGCUCCUAAAGUUUUAGGGAAAACCAAUAAGAGACGAGGAGCUGAAGAUUUAAUACUCGUCAUCACUUGUUGGCUGAUUUAGAUGGCAUAGUGUUGCUCAGUACAUUAGAUUUAAUCACUGCAGAGGCUUUCUUCUUUUUUUUGGGUGGCAUCCCUUGGUAUUCUACAUAUAUGUAUGUGUGAAACUAUGAACCUUGUGGGCUUAGGCGGCGAAAUCGUAGCUUUCUUGCAUGAUUAAGAGAAAUGACUUGAUAGCGCUGAGUAUGUCAUUAACAUGUAUAUGCAUUGUGAGUCAAA